Molecule: messenger RNA, 847 nt
Organism: Rhopilema esculentum
Lineage: Eukaryota; Metazoa; Cnidaria; Scyphozoa; Rhizostomeae; Rhizostomatidae
Source: RefSeq, a predicted model, not a curated record
AAUGACAAUGAUAGUGGUUGCAAUGACGAUGAUAGUGAUCGCUAUGACGAUGAUAGUGAUUGCAAUGACGAAGAUAGUGAUCGCUAUGACGAUGAUAGUGAUCGCUAUGACGAUGAUAGUGAUAGCUAUGACGAUGAUAGUGAUCGCAAUGACGAUGAUAGUGAACGCAGUGACGAUGAUAGUGAUCACGAUGACAAUGAUAGUGAUUGCAAUGACGAUGAUAGUGAUCGCAAUGACGACGAUAGUGAUUGCAAUGACGAUGAUAGUGAUCGCUAUGAUGAUGAUAGUGGUUGCAAUGACGAUGAUAGUGGUCGCAAUGACGAUGAUAGUGAUUGCAAUGACGAUGAUAGUGAUCGCUAUGACGAUGAUAGUGAUUGCAAUGACGAUGAUAGUGAUCGCUAUGACGAUGAUAGUGAUCGCAAUGACGAUGAUAGUGAUCGCUAUGACGAUGAUAGUGAUCGCAAUGACGAUGAUAGUGAUCGCUAUGACGAUGAUAGUGGUCGCAAUGACGAUGAUAGUGGUCGCAAUGACGAUGAUAGUGAUCGCUAUGACGAUGAUAGUGGUCGCAAUGAUGAUGAUAGUGGUCGCAAUGAUGAUGAUAGUGAUUGCAAUGACGAUGAUAGUGAUCGCUAUGACGAUGAUAGUGAUCGCUAUGACGAUUCUAGUGUUCGCAAAAAAGCCCAGCUCCAUUUCGGCUUAUUUAAUAAGUUGUAAAAGAUUUGGUGCCUAUGGCUCGAAGGUUAAUCUGCUUCUCAAAAGAAGCUUGAAGAUAACUAAAGGCAGAAAUGGAAGAAAAAGUUUUAUUUUGCAACAGAUGAACUUAGGAAUAUUACGCAAGCAAACAUUG